AUGAGGCUCCGUCUGCUCACCCCCUGCCCGCUUCACAGCGGUCGCUCCCGCGUGGCUAAUGCGGCCGUUGCGGCUCCUGUUGCUGGGGCUGCCAGUACGCAGCGGCGCUUUCAAGGGCGAAUUCCGAACAAGGGAUACCGCCAGCAGCCGACGGUGCCUGAUCGCCUGAAGGACGCCAUGUCUCUUUUCGGUGCAGAUGCGCACAACGUGACGCCAGACGAUCCUCCUUACGUGCCGGAGGAGCAGCGGAUGCACAUGACAAAGGAGAUUAUGGGCAGCAACCAGUACAUGAAGAACCAUUCAAGGUUGGAUCGACUGCGGGCCGCGCUGGACGCUGUACACAACGAGGGUCCUGAUCACGAAGGAUGGAAGGAAGUGUACCUCUUUCUUCGCACGACUGAGAUGUGCUGCGAACUGCAAAAGGAUCCGACAGACGUCUUCCCCAAGGGCAAGAAGCUGUGGAUCAACUUAGAUGAAUGUGAGGAGAGACGACUUCCUGAGCUGAUGCAGAUGCCAAAUGGAAUGCUCGUGUUGCCAAUCUUUUCCAUGGAGGAGUAUCUUGACCACUACUUCUCUCGUGUAGAAGCGUUCGAGUCGUGUUGGUUCCCUAUUCCGAGAAUGGGCACUCGCUAUGAGGAGUUCUGUAAGUUGCCAUUCCCCGUUGCGGCCGUUGGUGGCAUGCAGCACUUCAGUGCGCUUGCGACUGUUGCGCUUCAGCCCUCGCAAUUCGGUCUUCUCGUCAACCCUGGUCAGCGCACCAGUAAGUUUAUCACGUACCCAGAAAUGGUGGAGCUCGCGAGGCAGAAAAGCAUGCGCCCCAAGGAUCGAAGCACCGAUAUGAAACGCAAAAAUGGCGAUAUUGAGGAGGAUUUGUUCGAGCGGAGCUUUCGCUGUGGGUUUGACACGCGUAAACUUACUAUGCAGCGCGUAGAGCCGUCUCGGGUGUUGGAGCUGCUGCGCAACCGCCCAAAGAUACCACCAGUGGCACAGUUGGAGCUCCAUCUCCUUUUAUUUGCGUAUGAGGCCAUCUCCAAGGUCUUUGUACGCACAGUGGAUACCCCACGCUGGCGACGCGUGUUUGGCGCCACUGAGAAAAUGACUCAGAUUGAUGUCGUCUUCGAUGGUGGGAAGCCCGAUCGGGAUAUCUUUGAGAGCAUCAAAAAGUGGAGCUUUAUGGCCGAGUUCAAUUCAAACGUACACAUUGAGUUCACAAAGAAGGUUCCAGAGGCGAGAGAAGAUGAUGGUAUGAUGGUUGUGUAUGACUCCGCUGACGGGCAACUUCUGCGUAGCAUGAAGGCCUUCCGAGGCGUCACCCUUCGACGGGCAAUAGGCUACGAUGAACCUCUUCUUGACGCACACGGUAACCCAACGUCCUUUACGGCCCGCGAGUGA
Trypanosoma grayi is the source of this 1392-nucleotide messenger RNA. RefSeq lists its product as hypothetical. The record is from RefSeq and is a predicted model, not a curated record. Bases 1 to 1392 code for a protein of 463 amino acids. The transcript has a single exon. NCBI's taxonomy places the organism in Eukaryota, Euglenozoa, Kinetoplastea, Trypanosomatida, Trypanosomatidae.